UGGUAGAAAGACCACGUCAACAGCUGAAAGAAAAUGGCUGCACUUUAAGCUGAAUUAUUGUUGCUUAAAUCUUUUUAAAGUAUUAUUAGGUAAAGGGACAAUAGAAGUACCAUCGACUUUUGGCGAAUAAAACAAUUAUUCGCUUUCGAAAGUUAGAGCAAAACUUGCUUGUUUACGGUUUCGUUAAUUGGUGAUGUUUCAGUAGUUUGAAGAAACGCUCUUGCUUUAUUACACUCACGCAUAGUGAUGUUUAAAUAAAAAGGGCAACAAAACGUUCAACUACAUCAUAUCAGACUUCGCUUAACGACAGAAGGCAUACAUCAAAGACAAACACUCAUGGAGUUAUUCCUUUUGUUCGCACUCUGGCUGUGCGUUCAAGGUGGGCCGCUCAAAGCAGACUUCAGUCCGGAGGCUUGGCUGCAACAAUAUGGGUACCUGCCUCCAGGUGAUCUCCGGAUGCAAGUAGCCCGUUCUCCUCAAUCCGUUAACUCUGCCAUUGCCGCGAUGCAGCGAUUCUAUGGUCUAACUAUCACAGGAAAUCUGGAUUCUAAAACCCUGGAGGCAAUGAAGAAGCCUCGCUGUGGUGUUCCAGAUAAGUUUGGUGCAGAGCUGAAAAGCAACUUAAGAAAGAAACGAUAUGCUAUCCAGGCAUUGAAGUGGGAGAAAAAGGAGGUCACUUUCUGUAUACAGAACUAUACCCCUAAGAUUGGGGAGUAUGAGACCUAUGAGGCAAUCCGUAAAGCAUUCAAAGUAUGGGAGAUGGUCAGCCCUUUGCGAUUUAAAGAGAUCCCUUAUAGUUACAUAAGGGACAAGGUCUCUGACUUUGCAGACAUCAUGAUCUUCUUUGCUGAAGGUUUCCAUGGUGAUGCCAGUCCAUUUGAUGGUGAAGGAGGGUUUCUGGCACAUGCCUACUUUCCUGGCAAUGGCAUGGGAGGAGAUACACAUUUUGAUUCUGCAGAACCAUGGACAAUUGGCAACCAAGAUUUGUGGGGUAAUGAUGUCUUCCUGGUGGCGGUGCAUGAGCUGGGUCAUGCCUUGGGUAUGGAGCACUCAAACGACCCUUCUGCCAUAAUGGCACCUUUCUACCAAUGGAUGGACACUGAUAAUUUUGAGCUUCCAGAAGAUGACAUCCGGGGCAUUCAGCAGCUUUAUGGACCCAAUCCUAAUGGCCGUCCCCAGCCUCCAUUUACAUCCGACAUCCCGUACAAAACCCCUCAUCCAACACACACUCCACGUAAGCCUAAAGUACCUCAAUUUGGCCCUGACAUCUGUGAAGGUCAUUUUGACACUAUUGCUGUUUUCAGAGGAGAAAUGUUUAUCUUUAAGGAUAAGUGGUUCUGGCGUGUUCGUGAUCAUCGGGUUAUGGAAAAUUAUCCAAUGCCAAUUGGACAUGUUUGGAGAGGUCUUCCCACAACAAUUAAUGCUGCAUAUGAACGAGAUGAUGGAAAAUUUGUAUUUUUUAAAGGUGCACAGCAUUGGGUAUUCAGUGAGUCAGUUUUGGAGUCAGGCUACCCACAGACACUAAAAGAGAUGGGCACUGGCCUCCCUAAGGACAGAAUAGAUGCUGCCCUUCUUUUUACACCUACGGGCAACACCUACUUAUUCAGAGGAAACAAAUAUUAUCGCUUCAAUGAAGAUAUGCGAGCUGUCGACCCAGAUUACCCUAAACCAAUUAGCAAAUGGCAGGGUGUCCCUGAUAACAUCAAAGCAGCUAUUAUGAGCCAAGACCAAAGCUACACAUACUUUUUGAAAUCCAAUAAGUACUGGAAGUUCAACAAUCAGCUGUUAAGAGUUGAGCCUGGUUACCCCAAGUCUGUCUUAACUGACUGGUUAGGCUGUCCAGAAGAAGACCCAAAGACAGGUGAAGGUGGAGCAGGUGGUGGUAGUGACCAUGGAAGAGAAAAUAAAGAAGAGAAUAAAGUGGAGCAGACAGAGGUGAUUGUCAUUGAAGUGAACGAUACUUCAGUUGGUGGAAGUGGUGCAGCAGCAGUGGUGCCGCUGAUACUACUUGCUUGUGUGAUUUGCCUUCUGGGGACUUUGCUCCUUUUCCGCAAAUAUGGCACUCCACGUCGUCUAUUGUACUGCCAACGAUCCCUACUGGACAAGGUUUAGAGCAUAAAAAAGAUUUUUAAACAGGACAGAAUAAGGGAGGAGAGAAGGAAUCAAGUGCAAAAGUGCUAUGCAGUCAUUUUCAUGUACUUCAGGGUGGUAGCCCUGUCACUAAACUUUUGGACUAAACUAAACUUUUAAACAUUUGGACGUCUUUACCUCAAAAUGCAAGAACCAAUUCACCUAAAAAUGCAGGAACCAAUAAUAAGCAUUUUAUUUUUAAAAUUGUAAUGGUUAGUAUUUAAACAAUUAGUUACACUAUAUGGGCAAAAGUAUUUACCCACCUAACUAUAACAUCUUUAUUCCAAAAAAUCAUGAGUAUUAAUUUUAAGCCCCAUUUCCCUGUAGCUAUAACAGUUUUUACAUGUCUGUAAAAAAUAGUGCCCAUUUUGUACACAAAAAAAGGUCAGACAUUGAUGUUGGAACGUAUAGCUUGCAAUGUUCCAGUUUGUCUUAUUUAUUUGUGCACAGGGACACAUUUGCCACAACGUUGGAAACAUAGUAUAAGGGAUCUUCAAAAAGUUUCCACACUUUUAUAUUUUCGUUGAAAACGGUGAGGGUGGGAGGAGUAGUAAUUGGUCGUGUCCAAGAGAGGGCUUAAACUCCGGAUUUAGCGCCAUCAGAUUUCCACCUUUUUGGAACGCUCAAAGAAGCUUUAAGGGGCAGAAGAUUUUCAUGUGAUGAUAAUGUAAAAGCAGUGGUGCAUCAACCAAAAACUUUUUUGCUGAUGCCAUUAAAAAGUUGGUACGAUGGCACUCAGGUGGCGCAGUGGUAAAAACACGCUAGCACACCAGAGCUGACAUUUCAAACUCGUCGGUUCGAAACUCGUCGGUGCCUACAUAUAAAACAAAUGGCUAUUGUUCAUACAGGGUGGGAGCCAGAUAGGGAGUUCUCAUAACUGAGGCAAUUACGACCACUGGUGGCUGAUUGAUGGCACCUUAUCGAGGGAUAAUGCAUUGAACAGGGUGUGGCUCUCUGUACACAAAGCUGAUCUGCAUAUGAACUCGCCUUGUGCGGGUAAAAAGAUGCAGUCGGCUACUGCACAUGCGUCUGAGGGGGCCUGUGUCAGUUUUGCUCUCCUCAAUCAGGGCGGGGAUCAGCAUCAGGGAGGAAGCAUAAUGCAAUUGGAUAAUUGGAUAUGCUAAAAGUCAGAAGAAAAAGGGGAGAAAAUGCAUAUGCAAAAAUAUAUAUAUGUUUAAAAAAGAAGUUGGUACGGCGCUGGUAAAAAUGCAUCGGAAGGUGACUGUUGAAAAGUGAUGUAAUUUGUGUUUGAAAUUCUUAAUAAUUAGAGUUUAAAAAAGUGAAGAACUUUUUGAAGAACCCUCGUAAUUUAUUUAUUUGCUAUACUUACCCUCUAUAAAAAAACGGUUCAUUCCCAUUUUUAGCUCAUCCCUGCAAAACAGCCCCAGACCAUUAUUAUUUAUUGACUUUACUCUUGGCUUCCACAAAAUUUUAAUUCUUUCAUAAAACUUCUGGCACAAAGUUAUUGUGCUGCUGUUUUCAUUGGCAGUUUGAAACUGAAUAAUGCAACACAAUGUUGAUUUUUUUUUUUUUUUGCACUAUGCACUUUUUGCUAAGGCCUUUUAGCAAUAGGUGUGGCCAAAACAUCUUAAUUUCAUAAUCUGAGUCAUUGUACACAAACUUUUGGCCAUUUAAUUUUUAAUAAUUUCCAUGCCGUGUCGGGAGCUCCGGUUACCUUCUACAGUCCAAAGACAUGCAAGUGAGGUGAAUUGGAGAGUGGAGAGUGAAUUGGAGUGUGUAAAACAUGACGUCAAAAAUCCUAAUAAUAAUAAUAAUGACAUGUAAUGACACUAGCUUACAGGCAUUACACUACUACACUAAAAUAAUGAAUGUUGAUAUUUAUUUAAAACCAAUUAAAAAUGUUAUACUGUUGUCACUUUGUUGUCAUUUAGAUUGGCAGUUUACAAUAAGAUUGCUUGUCUUUUCCAUUUCUCUCCUCACCUUAUCCAAGUUUUAAACCACUGCAUUUUGACACAUCUUUAUUACAACAUAUUAGUCAUAUUAUUCUUUUUUUUUUUUUUAAUCAAUGUAGUCUUGGUUAUUGCAGUGCGAUAUGACAAAACGCAUUGUAAGUUUUGUAUGUUAUAACUAUAAUAGUGUUACAUUUUGUUUAUAAAGUAGUUAAGGUGGUUAUGAAUUUAAUAAGUUUUUGUCUUGUUAAGUAAAAAGGGAUUUCAUUUUAUUUUAAGCCUUGUUAACAUGUGAUAUUAACAUUAAUUUCUUUUGGUGCCAAUAGUUCUAAUUGUUAUAUACCAGGGGUGCCCAAUACGUCAAUCGUGAUCGACCAGUCAUUCGUGCAGUGCACGCUAGAUCAUGCCUCAUUCAAACAGGUCAACGUGAUUCACAUGAAAUGUGGCCAUUGUUUCUUUAAUUUGUGAUUUGUUACCAUAGCUACGCCUCAGCCCACCUAAAGCACCUCUAAUCUAGAAAGUUUUCAUUCAUCAGUAGUCAGUUUGUGCCAUUUUUGCAUUUUUCCUUUUGUAACCUACACUGCACCUACGCGCAACCAAGCACAAAGAAACCAAUAAACUGUUCGGGCAUAGACAGCUGUUUCAUUCAUAGGUUGAAGAAGCUGAGGGACAAAUUUUAACCCUACAAUCUAACAUUCACAUGGAGUCAAGGGCCUCUGCUGGACAAUUUUGGAACUUGCUGGAUGAGAUAAAAAUAUCCAAACAUAUUUUGACAGCAUUUUUUGGAUCAACCUACUUGUGUGAAACAUCCUUUGUCCAGACUAAGGUUUCAGUGCAAAUCAUCAGAAUAAGGUUAGUGUGAUUUUUCAGUCACUUGCCGUGUUAAGCUGAAUAUCAAUAUAGGCAACUGAAGUGCAUUUAAAAAAAAAAAAACUACAAAGCUUUUUUUGAAAAAUGAUGAGGCCAACCUUUUUAAAAAAAAAAGUAGAUCAUGAUGACCUGUCGACUAAAAUAGUAGAUCUCAAGCCACGAAAGUAUGGGCACCCCUUUAUAUACAUUUCUGAUUUCCUCUGGUAUUGCAUAUUUGUUUCAAUGAAUGUUUUAAAUUAUUACACUAAACGAAGAGAAAGUAACAAAACCCAACACAUUUUGUAAAAUAUAAUUAAUUUUAUAUGGAACAAAGUUAUUUAACACCCAUAACACCACAAUUUAGCUCAUUAAACAGAAUCAAGGUUUCCAGGAACACUUUGCCGUAGUCUAAAGAAAUUCAAAAUUAAAAUGGUGAACAAUGAAACAGUUCUGAAUCAGUUGUUGAUUGGAUGUUGAUUUUUUUUUAAACGUGUAUGUAGAAUUAUGUUUUGUUUAAUUAACUUAAACUAUUUAGUGUGACAAAUAUGCCAUAACAAAGACACAAAUGUAUUUUAAUUUACUGGUGUCAUUUUGUUUUGUACAUGCUGUUUAAUGAUUGACUAGUUUUACUUUUUAGUUAAACUUUUACAUUAUCUAAAAAAUAAAUAACAAUUUAACAAGUAAUCCAUAAGUCAGACUAAAUAAAAUUACUUUGCAAGUACA
Trichomycterus rosablanca is the source of this 5612-nucleotide messenger RNA. Its product is annotated as matrix metalloproteinase-14-like. The transcript is spliced from 10 exons. NCBI's taxonomy places the organism in Eukaryota, Metazoa, Chordata, Actinopteri, Siluriformes, Trichomycteridae. The record is from RefSeq and is a predicted model, not a curated record. Gene Ontology annotation, biological process: collagen catabolic process; skeletal system development; zymogen activation. Gene Ontology annotation, molecular function: metalloendopeptidase activity; zinc ion binding. Gene Ontology annotation, cellular component: extracellular matrix. Bases 337 to 2112 code for a protein of 591 amino acids.